This is a messenger RNA of Engraulis encrasicolus (European anchovy), 3967 nucleotides long. It is a transcript of the gene sgpl1, whose product is annotated as sphingosine-1-phosphate lyase 1. Lineage: Eukaryota; Metazoa; Chordata; Actinopteri; Clupeiformes; Engraulidae. Gene Ontology annotation, biological process: sphingolipid catabolic process; carboxylic acid metabolic process. Gene Ontology annotation, molecular function: sphinganine-1-phosphate aldolase activity; pyridoxal phosphate binding. Bases 186 to 1907 code for a protein of 573 amino acids. Gene Ontology annotation, cellular component: endoplasmic reticulum. The transcript is spliced from 14 exons. The record is from RefSeq and is a predicted model, not a curated record.
CUGAUAGGUUGCCUUUUACUUUUCAGUCACUUCCUGAUACAAGAUUGUGUAUGAUUGUACCAUGACAAUAAGACCCCAGACACCAAGCAGGUCGAUCAACGCAGCAAUAAGGACCAACUUUUCGUACUGAAUCCGACAAAAGCGACUUCAACGCAUCUGUUUGCGGAUUGCCCUCGGUGAAGAAGAUGGACUACUGGGGUGCCGUGGAGGUGUACAAGGAGAUGGUGCUGCUGUACGUGGAGGAAGGUCGUCGGCUGGUGAACUCGCAGUGUGCCAACCUGGAGCCCUGGCAGAUCAUCGCAGCCACCAUACUCGCCACUCUCGGAGCAGUAUGGGUCAAAGGGCUCAUUUUUCAACCAGAGAGCCUGAUGUCACGAAUCAAGAAGCGCUUCUUUCGCCUCGUCAGAAAAAUACCCUUUGUUGGAAACACAAUCCAAACCCAGCUCAACAAGGCCUUGGACGACAUGUCGGAGAGCCUGUGCUCACUGAAGGAUGGCAUGACCUACACCAAAAGCCUGCCGAAACAGGGGCUGACCCACGAGCAGGUCUUGCAGCGCAUCCGAGAGUACCAGUCCCUCAAUGAGGUGGACUGGGAGAAUGGCAAGGUGUCCGGAGCCGUGUACUGGGGAGAUGACACGCUAACCAAGCUGCUGGUGAAGGUAUAUGGGGACUUCGCCUGGAGUAACCCCCUUCACCCGGACAUAUUCCCCGGGGUGAGGAAGAUGGAGGCCGAGGUUGUGCGCAUGACCUGCGACCUCUUCCAUGGAGGACCGGACUCCUGUGGCACAGUGACGUCUGGGGGCACGGAGAGCAUCCUGAUGGCCUGUAAGGCCUACAGGGACAUGGCUUACGAGCGCGGCGUCAAGCAUCCCGAAAUUCUUGCUCCUGUCAGCGUCCACGCUGCCUUUGACAAAGCUGCUCAUUACUUUGGGAUGAAACUGGUGCACAUACCCCUAAACAAUACCACCAUGCAGGUGGAUGUAAAGGCUAUGAAGAGGGCUAUCUCUAAGAACACAGCCAUGCUAGUAUGCUCCGCCCCGCAGUUCCCUCAUGGAGUCAUGGACCCCAUCCAGGAGGUUGGGGAGCUGGCUGAGCGGUAUAACCUUCCCCUCCACGUGGAUGCCUGUUUGGGAGGAUUUCUCAUCCCGUUCAUGGACAAAGUUAAUUUCCCUCUCGCACCGUUUGACUUCCGGGUCAAAGGAGUGACCAGCAUCUCUGCAGAUACGCACAAGUACGGCUAUGCCCCCAAGGGCUCCUCGGUGGUGCUGUACAGCAAUAAGAAGUACCGCCACUACCAGUACUUUGUGGCCCCCGACUGGCAGGGUGGCAUCUACGCGUCCCCGUCGGUGGCGGGCUCACGGCCAGGGGGCAUCAUCGCGGCGUGCUGGGCCACCAUGAUGCACAUGGGCCUCAACGGAUACGUGGAGACCACCAAGAAGGUCAUCCAGACUGCACGCAACAUCCAGGAAGAGAUGACAAAAAUUGAUGGGAUAUUCGUUUUCGGGAAGCCAGAGGUGUCUGUGGUGGCGAUAGGAUCAGACGUCUUCGACAUCUUCCGCUUGUCCAACGCCCUCACGUCCAAGGGCUGGAAUCUCAACACCCUGCAGUUUCCCUCUAGCAUCCAUAUUUGUGUGACAGUGCUGCACACACAGCCAGGUGUGGCUGACAAGUUCGUCAGUGAUGUCCAAGAGCAGGUGGCAUUCAUACUGAAGAAUCCCAAUGAGAAGACAACGGGAAUGGGAGCUAUUUACGGUAUGGCACAGUCCAUCCCGGACCGCUCUUUGGUGACGGAGAUUUCUCACGGCUUCCUGGACUGCCUGUACAGCACGGAGCUGCCCAAGUCUGCCCAGAGCAACGGCAAAGCAAUGACCAACGGAAAAGCCCAGACCAAUGGCAAAGCCCACUGAGACAUGCCAGCACCCGCAGAGGCUUCACAUACUGCCUUACACCCACCUCUCUCUCUCUCUUUCUCGUGCAUGCGCUCUCUCUCUCUCUCUCUCUCUCUCUCUCUCUCUCUCUCUCUCUCUCUCUCUCUCUCUCUCUCUCUCUCUCUCUCUCUCUCUCUCUCUCUCUCUCGUGCAUGCUCUCUCUCUCUCUCUCUCUCUCUCAGCUGAGAUAUGGCAGUAGAUUUUGCGUUCCUUCACCCACACAAUGCCUUACGCACCCCACCCCUUCCCCCCUUACCUAGUGCACCUUUUCUCUCUCUCUCUCUCUCUCUCUCUCUCUCUCUCUCUCUCUCUCUCUCUCUCUCUCUCUCUCUCUCUCUCUCUCUCUCUCUCUCUCUCUCCCCCUCUCUCUCUCUCACUCUCUCCCCCUUUGUCUCUCUCCCCCUUUGUCUCUCUGCCCCCAAAUGGCCAGUGUCUCUUUCCAAGCACAAUGACAGACGGCAGUGAAAUGAAGUUUGGUGUUGCUUUCGUUGUGUCAUAAGUGCACUCGAAAGUAUAUGAAAUGAAAAGACUCUUGCUUUUGUGUGUGAAAUGUCAGGGAGGGCUUGUUUUUUUUUUUUUAAGUGAGGGGAUGUUUGUGUUGUCUGGGAGAAGUUGCACGCCUGUCUGGUGGACCCCCUUGACCCGUUUGUCCACCAUGAUGUCUUGGAUGACUUGCUUUCUAGGAGUGUGACUAUCGUCAUGUUCACUUUGACAAAACUACUAGAUGAGGAAGUUUCGCCUCUACUAUAAAAGGACCCUGUACCUUUUCGACGCUAAUGGCUAAUUUUGGUCGAUAAGGUGACACAGGAUUGUAAUAGAUUGUAAUACCACUCAUCGAUAUCGUUCAACAAUAUUACUCAGUAAUACUAUUAACCAAACCACUCAUUUCAUUUCACCCUAACACGUAUAUGCUGCAGAAGCUGUUAACGUAACAUACAGCUGUAAAAAUUAUAAACUGUAAACAAUUGUAAACAAAUCAGUGAAACGAUAACAUUCAUCAUUUUUAGGAAGACUACAUACCCUUUAAACUUCUGAUGUCCAUUUAUUUUUAUACUGUAUUAGCUAUUUGAGGUUUUACGUAAGAAUGGGGUCCAUUUUAAGAAACGGUUAUAUUCACGGUAAACAUCAGUUUGAUUUCUGCUUUUUGCCCAAAACGUCAGUCAAGCUCCCAAGGAUAAAACUUUAAGAAGCACUUAUUCAACUGACGCGGUUAAUUUAUUUCCUGUUUUCCAGACUGUUAGGCUCUCUGUACCCGAGGCCAAAGCACCCCCCACUUUGGCAACUGCUAUAAAAGGCUCCUUGUAUAUUUUUUUUCUUGAAUUAAUAUUUUUGUGGAAUGUAGCCCAGAAUGUAUAGAGACCCAGAAUUGUGUUUUUGCCACACGGCUAUUGACCACUUCUAAAGGAUACAUUAAGGAGUCAAGUAUACCAAGCAAGAAAAAACAACAACCAUUAUUUGAAAAAUGAAUACGUCUUUAUAUUCCAGCAAAGUUCGUAUUUUGAUCUACCUCAUCAUUAGCAGUUUCCAGUCAUCAUCAUUCCUAAUGAAACCCUGCCGUCUGUAUUUCAGGAAGACCCGGUAGGGGCCCGUUGCACUGUCAUACCAGAUUACCAUCUACCAAAUGUUCAGAUGAAAGACGUUCUCAUUUUGUUUUUAAUUUCUAAACUGUUAAAGAAGCAGAAAAAUAGGGGGGAAAGAGAAAUACUGUCGUUCGUCCUGUUAAAUGUAAGUUCUUCAAUGAAUGCCUUAGCUGGCCAGUUGUUUUGUUAUUGUCCGAGCUUUUAAAAUGCUCUAUUGUGCAAUGGACAAGUGAGUCAGCAAUUUUUCUUAGAGAUGCCCAAAGGGAAACGCAUAGUGGACCUCAAGCAGGGAUGAAGGGGCACAGUAGUGUAAUAUCAUGGUACCAUUGAAUUGUACAAAUACUAUAGGGCUCUUAAACUGUGUGUGUGCAUUUGUUUUGAAGCCUUCAUGAUGUUUUGUGACCACUGUGUGUGUUUUACAUGUUAUUAUUAAUCACUAACAUGUCUCAUUUCAAUUUA